Messenger RNA from Cladocopium goreaui, 1290 nucleotides. NCBI's taxonomy places the organism in Eukaryota, Dinophyceae, Suessiales, Symbiodiniaceae. The record is from the annotation of a GenBank genome assembly.
GUAUCAUGGAGGGAUCUUUGGCAGAUGCGCCCAAUGCCUUGCCAUUUCACAGGCUGCUGUGUAUGGGAGCUCCCUUUCUGGAAGUGCGUGCCGAGGUACCUCAGAGCACCCUCGAUGACUUCAAGUUGCGUGGCAAUGCAGUGGUGCAAGUGGAAGGCCACAUGCAGUCCAUGCUGCCAGAGAUCAAUCGACUCUGCGCUGAGAUGGGACGUCCGGUGGUCUAUGCUGCCACGGGCGAUGCCACACUGACCGCUCUUGCAGUCCAGGCACUUCUUCGAGAAGACCAGGGCUACUCUGCGGAGGCAAACCGUCGCAAUCCAGCCGUCUCGCUGCUUGGUGGUGUUGGACGUGACCAACUCGGCUACAAGCUGCAAGACUAUUUGAAGGAGUGUGGAAUUCAGCCACUUCUCAGCGAGAUUGUGAGCGAACAAACUGGUUGGACAGCUUUCCUUUGCCCUUUACGCCUUGAAGACCCAUCUUCCCACGGGGGCUUUGAGAGGAGUUCCCUGGCUGCUCCUGAGCAGGAGAAGGGCGAAAGCAACUUGCAGCUGGCAGUGGUGUACCGUGCUGUUCAGGCGGGUGCAGCCAACCAGUACAAGCUGGAUCACUUGCGCUUCAAAGUCUGGGAGCAAGUGGAAGCUGCUGGCGUGGUCUAUGCUGAGGCCACCUUUCUGACAGUCUCCUUUGAGAGUGUCAAGAUAUUGGCGGAGCACUGUGCCAAGAUGGGCAACACCUUCUGUUUGAGCCUCUCAGCCCCCUACGUUUGCCGCUACUUCGGGGACCGAAUCCUCACUGUGAUCCCAUACACCGAUGUGAUCUUUGGGUGCGAGCGUGAAUACAUGGCCUUGGCUGAGCAGAAACGCUCUGAAGGUCUUGCUCAGGAUGUGGACUCGGUUGCUACCUGGCUGGCGAAAAUGCCACGAUCAGAUGGGGAGAAUUGGAAGCGGCGCCAUGUUGUCAUCACCUGCGGGGACAAGCCCACCAUUGUGGCUAGCACCUGGCGGGGCUACGGCGUGAAGGUCCAAAGAUUUCCAGUUCCUCCCGUCCGAAGUCGGAGUUUCGUGCGCAAGGACGGCGCAGGGGAUGCCUUCGCAGCUGGCUUCUUGUAUGGCCUCAUGCACGAGGCGGAUGUAGACAGUUGUGUGCAGAUGGCCCUGUAUUGUGCCAGCGUGGCCGUGCAAAGAGUGGGCCCAGGCUUCUCCUUCAAGGAUAAGCCAAGUGUUGACAAGGCCUUGUCCACGGCACCGCAAUGAGCCGCGUGGUGCCGGAGCUGCGUGAAAUGUGCGCGGC